AGGUUCUUAUACUUCGAUUCCUUCUCGUAGUGUUUUUUCUAGUUAUGAUUGUUAAGUCUUUUGCCUCAAUUGAAAUGCCAUGUUUCUGCAAGAUAGAAGUCUCUAUAGUUUUUCGGUUGUAGAUGAAAGCUAGCAGAUUCUUGAGGCUAGGAGGUUAGGGUUCGGUUGCUGGUAACUUUACGAGUUUGCUCAUAUUCUGGCAAGUCGAGAGUAAAUUUUGUUCUUGUUCUCAUUUGUGGCUCUACAGGAUGGUCAGAUAGAUGGAGCUAACCUAGUGAUAAGAUUAACAGUUUUUCUCAUAGUUUUUUGCUGUCUUGGUUAGUCAAUUACCAAGUCGGCAGCGAAGGGUUCAUUUGCUUAAUCCCUUUAGUAAUGGAAGAGUGUGGAUUCUAUGCAGCUAUGAAAGAGAAGAUAUUGUGGUUAAUUCUUGUUUGCUUUUCUGAAAUUAUGCUUCAGCAGCGCCAAUGCUGGUUCUUUUGAGUUACUUGGGUUUCUUAUGUGCAGUAGGAACAACAUCUACAAAGGUUUUCGUCGGUCAUUCCAUAUACAAAGGAAAGGCAGCUCUGACAGUGGAGCCCCGAUCUCCAGAAUUCACUUCUUUAGAUUCAGGGGCAUAUAAACUGUCUAGGGAAGGAAUUGUGCUGCUUCAAUGUGCCCCUACGGCUGGCACGCGAGUAUAUGAUUGGAGCAGAAAGCAGGUAGCAAAGGACUGUAUUCUUGCAUAUGGAACUGUUGCUGCAAAUUAUCAUCAUGUGAUUGAUCACUUAGCUGCCACCAAAUCACAUUUGGUUGGAGUCGGGCAACCCUUUUUAAUAACAAAAAUAGUGAUCUGAUUUUGACAAAUGAUGCUCCUUCCCCCACUUGAUUGGUGGUUUGGGGUGUUUGGCCAUUCCUUCUUACCUUUUUAUUGCACUCCUUAGGCCUUAAGAACAUGCAGGAACAAUUGGAAAUAUCAUUUGCCAAAAUUUCGACAAAUCCUACACCUUCAGGUUAUCAGGAGGUAUUCAACCGUCAUCAUUCCUCGCUAAGAUCAGAAAUUGAGCGAGCAUUUAGUGUAUUGAAGAAGAAGUGGAAGAUUCUAACGCAUAUGCCAAGUUAUCCGUUUGAGAAGCAAGUGAAAAUUGUUAUAGCAGCAAUGACUUUGCACAAUUAUAUACGAAGAAACGCCGUCAAUAAUAAACAUUUUGAAAGAGCAGAUUUGGAUCCCAAUUAUGGAUAUUCAGUUGAUCUUGAUGAUGUGAA
Molecule: messenger RNA, 1242 nt
Organism: Syzygium oleosum
Lineage: Eukaryota; Viridiplantae; Streptophyta; Magnoliopsida; Myrtales; Myrtaceae
Product: single-stranded DNA-binding protein WHY1, chloroplastic-like
Exons: 3
Coding region: 465-833 (122 amino acids)
Biological process (GO): regulation of DNA-templated transcription; defense response
Molecular function (GO): single-stranded DNA binding
Source: RefSeq, a predicted model, not a curated record